AUGAUCAAUUCGGCAUGGGAGUGGGCGAAAGCUCGCAAUUUGAUCCGGACUAAUCCGAUCCAUCAAGAGCAAGAAGCCAAGCUGCUCAUCAAUGAAAGCUUUGAGCUAUGCACGGAGACAGGCUCCCAGGUCGAUCUGUCGGGAACCAUCGAAGCCCAGGACGAAUCCGGGUUCCUCUUGGAGUCGGAUAUUCCUGCCUCGUCAGCUGCUCCCGAAGAUGUUUUGCGAGAGGCAGCAACAGCCUCGAGUGCAGGGGCAGAGGCAGGAGUGGAUGUGGGCAAAAAUACCUCCCCCGCUGCCAUGCUGGCGAAUUUCUUGGAAAUCAUGGGGAGGAAGAUCGAUUCCCUGGAAGAUCAUCUGGAGGUCUUGAUGCAGUCCGAUCACAAUCGUGCAAAGGGGCUUCACGAGCAGAUGUCCGUGAUUCUGACGCAGAUGCAGGAGUACUAUAAAUGCCUGACCCAGAAGCAGACUCAGGCAAUUACGACAGUGCCCGACAAGCUUCUCGAUUUGGCCUUCAACGAUGAUCUUCUUCGCCUUUAUGCAGAGGUGACCAAACAAGAUGUGAUUUUGAGUGUUUUAGAUGAUGCUGCUGCUGCUGCCAGCAGCAGAGCGGAGCUUAGCUCUGCUGCCAGCGAUGAAGAUUCUUCGAUGGCCGAUGACCUUGCCAACGAGCUGUUUGUUGGCUUUGAGGCGGAGUCGGCAAGGCGAGUUGUUCGAUUGGCCAGGGUGGCAAACACGAAGUUGAGGAAGCAUGGUAUUGUGGACCAUACGCUUAGCUUGAUGGCACGCUGUGCUGGCAGCAAGGGCAAUGAAUGCGAGCACAGCUUCACCACGCGCUUGCUGUACACGCUGGUUCCGUCCCAGGUGUACUACAAGAAAUACACUCUUGAUAUGCUGCAUGCAGGGAUGGUCGAGGAUCUGCUAGCAUUGUACAACGAUGGCUUCAAGGUGCCCUUCCUAGAAAUCUACAGGGUUUCUAUAUUACCUAUGUAUACAAUUAUAAACUAUUAA
This is a messenger RNA of Symbiodinium sp. CCMP2592, 1011 nucleotides long. The record is from the annotation of a GenBank genome assembly. NCBI's taxonomy places the organism in Eukaryota, Dinophyceae, Suessiales, Symbiodiniaceae.